AUGCUCUUCCAAGGUAGUUCCUUACCUUAUCCUUCUUCACCUUUUAUCCCUAAGACGAUGGACACACCCGAUAUUGACUGUUUUGAUGUGGAAUUUGCGGUGGAUGCGAUUGGAUCGUCUGCCCAGGCUAUCCGCUCUACUCUGGCACGUCUCCGGGAGCCCCCGAGCCUGAUCACACUGUAUGCGAAGUUCACGAAUGUGUCACCAGAUGUGGCGAGGUAG
Messenger RNA from Penicillium verrucosum, 222 nucleotides. RefSeq lists its product as uncharacterized. The transcript has a single exon. The record is from RefSeq and is a predicted model, not a curated record. The coding region runs from base 1 to 222 and encodes 73 amino acids. NCBI's taxonomy places the organism in Eukaryota, Fungi, Ascomycota, Eurotiomycetes, Eurotiales, Aspergillaceae.